UUACUAUAGGAAAAUGAUUACGAGAUAGGUGUGUGUGUUUGUGUUUGAGAUGGAGCCUUGCUCUGUUGCCCAGGCUGGAGUGCAAUGGUGCAACCUCAGCUCACUGCAACCUCUGCCUCCCGGGUUGAGGCGAGUCUUCCGCCUCAGCUUCCACAGUAGCUGGGAUUACAGGCACACACCGUCAUGCCCAGUUAAUUUUGUAUUUUUGUAGAAACGAGUUUUGUCAUGUUGGCCACGACGGGGAAAGGGAGGAGGUUAUAAAGUGGUUUAUUCACAAGGGCAAAGGGAAGGACAAGGAACUUGAGAAAAUUGUAACUUAGUCCAUGUAGGGGUUCUGACCCAUCACCCUUCUUCUGCACGUAUUUUCAGCCUUAUCCAGCACAGACUGCUGGGCAUAUCACUAUAUUUGCUAUCAAUUGUUUUGCUAGUUGCUUAGUCCCAAAUAAUUCUUUUCUGUCAUCCCACAUCUAGUUAUUUUAUUCAACAAAUAGAUUGAAUGCCUAUUAUAUAUCAGGCACUCUUCUAAAGCACUGGGGAAAGAUACAGCAUGGAUCAAAACAAAUUCCUGUUCUGGAGUCUACAAUUUAGUUUGGAGAUAGAGAAGCAAAAUUAAAUAUACAUGGUGAUAAGUGCUAUAGAGAAAAGCAAGUAGGCUUAGAAUGGAGAGAGAUGCCCCACUGGCAUGUAAGCUCGAGGAGGACAAGGACCUGACCUGCUCAUUAAACCAUUUUCCGUACUUAGAAUGGUGUCUGCCGCGUAGUAGAUACCCAUUAUUGGUUGAAUGAGUAAAUGAUGUUGGCCAUAGACAAAUUCGUUCCAAACUUAUGUCAGUAGCAGGCACACAUCUUAAAUUGUUAUGUCACUCCGGUGCACUUCUUGCUGAAAUUCAGAAGAGGAAGCUAUUUGGUAUGAAGCCAAUAACGUCAACUCAGAAAUGGAAAUUGGGUUAUCACCUGCUUCGAGUCUCAGCCCGAAGUUUUCAGGAAACAGCGAGCUUCGCUGUGACAUGUCACUAGAAGCCUUGCCUACUAAGUACAUGUCCAUCCUCGGCUAAGUCAGGAGGGUGUCCGGCCCAUAUGCGGUAGCCUGGAUACGUAGGUGUAUUUAGUGAACGAACGAACGAAUCCUAGCCACUGCAAAGCUGCAAAACCCUCGGGGAUAGUGCUUGGCUUCUAUUAGUCUCACUGGUAUUUUAAUAUUAGCUGAACAAAUGAAAUGACCAAAAAAUAAAUCGUGACUUUGUGUCAGGCGAACUUGGGAAGGCGGGUGCGCUUUGGGUCCAGCGGUAUGGGUAACAUACUCUCUGCAAAAAGUUAAGUAGGGUACGAACUCUGGAUUCCAAGUCCAGCUCACCGGUUUGUACCUAAAACCUUGCCCUGCGCCUGCGCCACCGUCCUAGCGCGACCUGCCCAGCCCGCUAGCUCCUCUUGGCUGUCUCGCGGAAGACCCGCCUCUUGAGAAGGAGAAACAGUCGCUUCCCGAAUUGCCUGACGUCAUGGGAUGACCAAUCAGAAGCAGCAAUCUUCAGUCUCGCCCAAUGAGACCGGGCAUAGGUCCUGGCCCGCGGAGUUUGAUUUCGUCCUGUGAUGCGGAAGUAGCUGUCCAGUCCUAGGGACUAGCAGGUGGGUUGGUUGGGCCCGGUAGGAGGUGGGCGCGCUUCCCGUGGCGUUACCCUGGCUGAGCUUGAAGCUCCAGGGCUGGGCACUGGGUCGACCUCAUAUUCCUUGGUGAGGGCAUUGUUACAGCUUGUGGCCUGCAAACCGAGGCGCGCGGGUGGGAACUGGUUCGAGGUCUGGGUAGAUGUCUGAGCGAUCUGGACCAGGAGCGGCUGAGUCGAAUUCGAUUGAGGAUUCCUAAAGCCCUCCGCUUGAUGUUCCGGUGAUUCCUAGGAGGCUCGGCUCCCGAAGAAGGCACCAAGAAACUGAUAAUGUUUCUUUGAAUUGCUUCUGUAUUUGCUUCAUCAAUGUCUCUCAUACUGAAUAUCUUAAGAGAGAUGCUGGAAUAUUUUGGCGUUCCUGUAGACCAGGUUUUGCUGAUUUGGGAAAAUAAAGACUAUGGAUCAACUAGGAGUAUUGUUCGGAUUAUUGGGAAAAUGCUUCCAUUAGAACCUUGUCGAAGACCUAAUUUUGAAUUGAUCCCGCUCUUGAACUCUGUAGACUCUGAUAAUGGUGGAUCUAUGGUUCCAUCUUUUGCUGACAUUUUGUGUGUGGCAAAUGAUGAAGAAGCCAGUUGUCUCAGAUUUCGAAAUAGUAUAUGGAAAAACGAAGAAGAGAAAGUAGAAAUUUUCCAUCCUUUGCAACUAGUUUGGGAUCCACUGUCACCUGCUCUAAGACAGAAAAAAACCAUGAAAAAUGAUCUGCCUGUAAAUGAGGUUGCAAUUAAAAGAAUAGCUGCUCUUGAAGAUGAGCUGACGUUUCUUCGCUCUCAGAUUGCAGCAAUUGUGGGAAUGCAGGAACUGAAAAACAGUACAAAUUCUAGUUCCUUUGGCCCGAAUGACAAGCCCAUUAAUUUGGGCCAAUUGUCAUCAUCGUGGGCUGCUCAUCCGAGUGUGGAGCCAGAUCAGUUUCCAAGUUCAGUGUUUUCUUCUCCUCCUCCUCCACCACCACUUCCUCCUCAGGUUUCAUCUGUCCAACCAUCGUAUUUUCCUCCCAUACAACCAGGAUCUAAUAAUAUUUGUGACUCAGAUAAUCCAGCUACUGAAGUGAGCAAGCAGAACCUGGUUGCUAAUAAGACCAAUUUUAGUCAUCAUUCACAAAGCCAGAGAAAUAAGGAUAUUCCAAACAUGUUGGACGUUCUAAAGGAUAUGAAUAAGGUUAAGCUCCGUGCAGUUGAGCGGUCACCUGGUGGUAGACCCAUUCAUAAGAGGAAAAAACAGAAUUCACACUGGGAUCCAGUUUCUUUAAUAUCUCAUGCACUUAAGCAGAAAUUUGCAUUUCAAGAAGAUGAUUCUUUUGAGAAAGAAAAUAGAUCUUGGGAAUCUUCCCCAUUUUCUAGUCCAGAAACUUCAAGGUUUGGAUGUCACAUUUCAGAGUCAGCAGGACAGCGAACUAAAGAAGAAAUGGUCAACACAAAAGCUGUUGACCAAGGUAUCAGCAACACAAGCCUUCUAAACUCAAGGAUUUAAACUCAACUUAAGGUUAAGCCUUAAACUUCUAAAACUUCUUCCUGGAUGGUACAUUAUUCUUAGAAACUGAUGUGAACUGUUAAAUCUAAAAGUAGAAGUAUUUAAAGACUCUUCUUGACAAGUUUUGCCUACACUUGCUCUGUAAAUAUGUGUGCCUGUCAUUUGUGUUUCCUUUGUUCCUUUUGACAUUUACACUCUGUUCUUCUUUACAUAGAGCUUAAAAUAAACAUUCCUUUGGAACUUG
Messenger RNA from Callithrix jacchus (white-tufted-ear marmoset), 3368 nucleotides. It is a transcript of the gene MTFR2, whose product is annotated as mitochondrial fission regulator 2. The record is from RefSeq and is a predicted model, not a curated record. Lineage: Eukaryota; Metazoa; Chordata; Mammalia; Primates; Cebidae. Gene Ontology annotation, biological process: aerobic respiration; mitochondrial fission. Gene Ontology annotation, cellular component: mitochondrion.